AUGGGGCUGCUCACGAUCAUCCGGAAGAACCGCCAGAAGGAGAAGGAGAUGCGCAUCCUCUUUCUCGGUCUCGAUAAUGCAGGCAAGACGACCAUUCUGAAGAAACUCAAUGGCGAGGAUAUCAUGAGUAUCAGUCCCACUCUCGGGUUCAAUAUCAAGACGUUUGUACAUCGCAAGUACACUUUAAACAUAUGGGACGUCGGUGGACAGCGCAGUCUCCGACCUUACUGGCGGAAUUACUUCGAGCAGACUGAUGCGUUAGUCUGGGUCGUCGACUCUGGAGACAGGAUGCGUAUGAGAGACUGCAAAGAGGAGCUACACAGCCUAUUGCUCGAAGAACGACUGGCGGGCGCGUCGCUCCUCGUUUUCGCCAACAAGCAAGAUAUCCAGGGUUCCAUGUCGAGUGCGGAGAUCAGAGAUGCUCUUGAUCUGCUGUCUAUCAAGUCUUAUCAGUGGAAGAUCCUGCCAUGUAGUGCGGUUACGGGUGAAGGCCUGGUCGACGGUCUGAAUUGGGUUGUGGAUGAUGUCGCGGGCAGACUGUACUACUCUUCUGUAUCGGAGGAGAACAGCGCGUCCAGCAGCGCACCGGGCAUUGUCACUUCUACUCUACCAUCCAACCCACGAAAGAACCCUGCUUUCCGAGCGGUGCUGUGA
Molecule: messenger RNA, 654 nt
Organism: Sparassis crispa
Lineage: Eukaryota; Fungi; Basidiomycota; Agaricomycetes; Polyporales; Sparassidaceae
Product: ADP-ribosylation factor-like protein
Exons: 7
Coding region: 1-654 (217 amino acids)
Biological process (GO): protein folding
Cellular component (GO): cytoplasm; microtubule cytoskeleton
Molecular function (GO): GTP binding; GTPase activity
Source: RefSeq, a predicted model, not a curated record